Physeter macrocephalus (sperm whale) is the source of this 2835-nucleotide messenger RNA. RefSeq lists its product as uncharacterized. The coding region runs from base 1 to 2625 and encodes 874 amino acids. Gene Ontology annotation, biological process: peptidyl-L-cysteine S-palmitoylation; protein targeting to membrane. Gene Ontology annotation, molecular function: protein-cysteine S-palmitoyltransferase activity. Gene Ontology annotation, cellular component: Golgi apparatus; endoplasmic reticulum. Lineage: Eukaryota; Metazoa; Chordata; Mammalia; Artiodactyla; Physeteridae. The transcript is spliced from 20 exons. The record is from RefSeq and is a predicted model, not a curated record.
AUGGCCGUGUCAGCUGUGAACACAGGAGGUCGGACCCUGCGCCUUGGUGCACGCGGCAGGGUGUCCCAGGGACCCGCAUUCACCAGACAGAGUCUGGAGCACGUGGUGUACAGGGGAGCCCGCCUUGCCACUCAGAGCUGCACGCCCGCUGGGAAGGAGGGCCCUCCGACCGAGGCCCCCAUGUUUUCGUCGGUCACACCCUGCUCGGGCGGCCUGACGGUCUGCCCUGGGGCUCGGGAGGCAUCUGUGCGCCCCCGGGCGGUACCGUGGACGGCGGCGGCAGCGUGGGGCCGCCUGGUCCCCGUCCCGGGCGCCUGCCUCCCUGGGAAGCGCGUUCUGGGUGGAGGUGGGCGAUCCCAGGAGGCCCACGGCCCCCCGUGCCCCCGCCGGCUGCGGUCAGCCGGGAUUUCCAGGAUGAGCGUCCUCAUCCCGGUGGUGCUUCGCUCCCAGGACAGUGCCGUCGGGCCAAAGGCAGCACUGCGGUCUGAGGGAGUGGACACCAGGCUAGACCCAGCCUCCCCGCAGGCCCUGGCAGCAGGGCCGCCACACUGCUUGGAGGAGGUCAGCCUUCCGCCGCCCGGCGCCGUGGCUCCCGAGGAAGGCGCGAAGGAUCGCGAUUGGCGAUUGGCCGCGCUUCGGGCCUUCGGAUGGGAGUCCUCGGACACCACGCUCGGGAACCGGGACCUUCUGGAGCUUAGGAAUCGAGAGGACGCGGAGCGAGGGGGCACCCGGGGCGUCAGGCUGGGGGAGCGCAGCCCAGACAGAGGCGCCCACACCCCGGACAGAGCCUGGAGUCUCGGCUCCUGGGUCAAGCGUGAGGACGAGGUUGUAAUGGACGCCCUGGCCUUCCCCGCCAUGGCGUUCUGUGCCAGGAUCUUGAGUCUCUUGAGCCUCACCCUCUCGGGAACCAGGUCCAGGAAGAGCUGGAAGACUGUGCCACCCAAGCGGCCCAGGGUGAAUGGCUGGUCGCAGCCCAUCCACUACUUGCAGGUCGUGGCCUGGAUGGUGUUCCUGAUCGUGACCUUCACCACCUUCGGCAUCUUCAUUCCCUUCCUGCCACCCGGGUGGAGAUACAUUGCCUAUGGUGUGUCCAGCGGGAUUUCCCUCUUCUACGUCGUAGUGCACUUGAUCGCUGUUUCCAUUGAUCCGGCCGAAGCCAACGUCCGCCUCAAGAGGAGCUACUCACGGUCUGUGCCCACUUUCGACCGAUCCAAACACGCGCAUGUCAUCCAGAGGCAGCAUUGUCACCUGUGCCAGGUCAUCGUGACUAUGAAAGCCAAGCAUUGUAGCACCUGCAACAAGUGUGUCUUGGGCUUUGACCAUCACUGCAAGUGGAUUAACAACUGCGUGGGGAAGAGGAAUUACUGGUACUUCUUCACGUCGGUGGCCUCAGCUUCGGCCGGACUGCUGUACAUGGUCUCCAUCCUGCUGUACGUCUUCAUCCAGUACUUCAUCGACCCCGCCGGGCUGCGCACCGACCCACACUACACGGGCAUCUCCGAUCAGAACACGUGGCUACUGUUCCUUCCGUUUUUCCCUGUGAGGACGAGCACCCCUGUCUUCCUGGGCAUCGGGGUGCUGGUGCUGCUGCUUGAGCUCAUCAGCCUCCUGCUGCUUGGUCACCUGCUCUUCUUCCACAUCUACCUGCGGUCCAGGAAGUUGAGCACACUUGACUACAUAAGGCAAAACUACCAACAGGAGAGCUCGACGCCCCUGGCAGUGAAGAGCGAUGUGACCUCACAAAGCAAAGAGUUGUCACAGCAGCCGGAUAACCACCUGAGAUCAGCUGUGCAGGGCAGAAAGAAGCUCAAGGAGUUCCUGCCAACUUCCAUGCACCUGCGUCUAUGCUCCACUGCCGUAAAGCCAGAGGACACCUCGUCGUCAGAGCAACCAGUUGCCAGCCUGAGUUCAUCUCUACAGAGAGUGAAGCUCACAGAACAGGACUCCACCAUCAGCACCCUAGGCGAGAGCUCCUCGGGGCUGGAACUGGAUGCCAACCUGAGUUCAGCCACAGUGGGAGUGAAGUGGGAGGUGUUCCUGCUGCCACCGUCCAGGUGGUCAGGUGUGACCGACCUCAGGACCAUCGGCCCAGAGAGCUCCCUGCAACCCCAGGAUGCAAAGGAUCAGCAAGAAAUAAGGCAGCAUAUGGAAGGAGACGUGGCGGAAAACCAAGGCUCAGCUUCAGGAGCCCAGGGACCUGCGCCGACUGAGAGCCCCUUCCAGGGCUCCUUCUCCGCCAGUAUGCCGCCUGUGGAGUCGGUCCCGGAAAGCCACUCUCCCCUGUCCUCUCUGCAUGGCCACAGAAAGGACACGUGGUCCCAGAGGCGCUGGGACGUCCUCCCCGGCAGCCAGGAGCCCUGGAGCUUGGAGUCCACGGUCCUCAACAUCUCCGGGAGGUGCCAGGAGGUGCCCCGUGUGUGGACAAAGGUGCCGUACAUGCAGAUGCCCCAGGGCCUGCCCGUCAUCAAGGAGGAAGAGUAUGGGAGGAAGGCGCUCCCUGCCAACAGCGUGGAGGAGGGCUGCAGCACCGAGGAGGCCACUGAGCCCGGCAGCUCCCCCAGGGCCACCGUGAUCGUAAUGCCUGAGGACCCGGAGCUCGAGGACGGGGCUGCUCCGCCUCUGUAGAGCAAGCGUGUCCCCCAGGACGCCCUCCCUCCAGACCUGCUCACACAGUCUGGCCUCAUUUCCAAUUCUAGGAGGGGACCUGGGCCCUGCCAUCCACCGGCAGACCCCGCCAUCCACCGUCAGACCCCGCCGUCCACCGUCAGACCCCGCCGUCCACCGUCAGACCCCGCCGUCCACCGUCAGACCCCGCCGUCCACCUUCAGACCCCGC